Paracoccidioides brasiliensis Pb18 is the source of this 1773-nucleotide messenger RNA. RefSeq lists its product as uncharacterized. Gene Ontology annotation, molecular function: transmembrane transporter activity. The record is from RefSeq and is a predicted model, not a curated record. Bases 1 to 1773 code for a protein of 590 amino acids. The transcript is spliced from 3 exons. Gene Ontology annotation, biological process: transmembrane transport.
AUGCGGAGAUACUUGCACUCAGUCUUUAAAAGAGGCACUACUGCGAAAGGUGGAGAUGGCCAGUUUCCAUCACAGCAACUCUUCGUGCUAGCACUGUGUCGAAUAUGUGAGCCUAUUGCUUUCAUGUCGGUGUUCCCUUACGUUUAUUACAUGGUUGCUUCGUUCAAGGUCACCGACGAUGAUCGCAAGAUUGCUUUGUAUGCUGGCGCAGUAACUUCAGCCUUUACCUUUGCUGAAUUCUCAACUGGUGUUUUCUGGGGCCGAAUGAGUGACAAUUUCGGUAGAAAGCCUGUCUUGAUCUUCGGCCUGGUUGGAACCGCCAUUAGCAUGGUCGCAUUUGGAUUUUCACCGAAUCUCCCAGCUGCCCUAAUUGCUCGUGCUCUCGGAGGCCUUCUCAACGGUAAUAUAGGCGUCCUACAAACGACGGUUGCGGAGCUUGUCACAGAUAAGAAACAUCAACCACGAGCUUACUCCAUCAUGCCUUUUGUUUGGUGUCUUGGGUCGAUUGUUGGACCGAUAAUGGGUGGAGCUUUGGCCCAACCGUGCGAUCAUUACCCACAGUUCUUUCUCCGUAAUACGGUAUUUGACCGGUAUCCGUUUCUGCUUCCUAACUUGGUGUGCGUUGUUAUUCUAUGCUUUGGAAUUACCAUUGGUAUUCUAUUCUUGCAAGAAACCCAUUCGGAGAAGAAGUUCAACCGCGACAGAGGUAUUGAGCUAGGGAGCUGGCUUCUUCAUUUAUUCUGCGAUAGACUAGCCCCAACUAAAUUAACCGAAGAGACAUAUAAAUCUCCAAUUCAGUACGAUGAAAUCCAGUUUCUAGACAACCAACCACCUCCACCUGGAGAUCGAAACACGGAACACUCUCCUCCCUUGUCCUCCGGUAUAGUCCCACCGGUGCCUACCCGAGAAAAUUGUAAUCUCAGCCAGUCAUCAAAACAGAGCCAUUGUUUUUCUAAAGCAUUUACGCCAAAGAUUGUUUUUAUCAUCUUGAGUUAUGGGAUACUCGCCUACCAUAGUGUCUCAUUUGAUCAGCUAAUGCCAAUUUUCUUGAGCACACCAGUCUCAGACGUCAAAGCUGAGCCUCCUUUCAAAUUUACCGGGGGGAUGGCUCUGUCAACAAAGAAAAUUGGCUUCAUGCUUGCAGUUCAAGGAAUUUAUUCAAUGGUGGCACAACUUUGGUUUUUCCCCUAUGUUGUAAGCCAUUUCGGACCCCUCUCGGCCUACCGUAUUGUCCUCUGCAUAUGGCCGGCUCUCUAUUUGGUUGUUCCAUACCUGGUAUUGCUUUCUAGCUCCCUUCAGAUAUCCGCCGUUUAUGCGGCAUUGGUUGCCAAGAUAACGCUGCAUGUUAUUGCCUUUCCUUCACUGAACAUCUUACUCGCUAACUCCGCCUCCUCUACAAUGGUGCUGGGUUCGAUCAAUGGCGUUGCAGCCUCCACUGCAAGUCUAAGCCGUGCUUUUGGGCCGACUGUGACAGGCUACCUACAUUCCAAGGGACUUGCAUGGGGAUACUCGGGCCUCGCUUGGUGGGCUUGCGGCAUCGUUAGUUUAUUAGGAGCCGUUGAAAGCUUUUGGAUCGAGGAGGACGACCAAAAAGAGGUCAUUGGUUCGGAAAAGACCUGCAUAGCUGAGUGCGAAGAAGGUUGCUAUGACGAACAACAUGGAUUCCUCCGAAGAGAUAGUUCUGAGGAACAGUUAACAUCUCUUCUCUCUCAAUCCCCCCCGACAACGCCAACCAACCAGGGAACACAUAAUACCCGCACAAUCGAACUUUGA